Molecule: messenger RNA, 903 nt
Organism: Ectocarpus siliculosus
Lineage: Eukaryota; Phaeophyceae; Ectocarpales; Ectocarpaceae
Source: the annotation of a GenBank genome assembly
AUGCGGAGCCUCUCGCCCAAUGUGGUUGAGCACAUCCUGCAGUGGCUGGACCUCGCCUCCCACCUGCGGCUGCGCGAGGCUAGCACCUUCGACCGCGACGAGACGCCGCGGCGCACUACGACCCUGGCAGCACGGGGCAGCGAGCAGGCGAGGCGAUGCCAGCUGGUUAUCUUUACCCCCGACAAGAAGACCCGCCUUCACAGCAUCACGCUGGACGUCACGGCGCCGAGCAGCGGCAGCAGCAGCAGCAAAUGCGGCAUGGAGCCGACGCAGCACCUGUCGUCCUUCAACUCUUCCUUCUCUUCUUUUCUGGACGAAGCUAGUUGCGCCAAGCGGCGCAACUCGCUCCCCUUGCUGAUCCGGGAACAUCGCCCUGCCGAGAUCAGGUUCAAGAAUAUGGUCCGCGGACGCGAGUUCUCCGAGGCACUCCGGUCGCUCGAACUAAACAUCGACCAAGUCCGCGAGAGCCUUUGCGUCCUCGACUUCGGGCUCACCGCGGGAGGUCCCCGCCCUUACCAAGACCCCCGCUCCCACCACUGGUGCAUGCUAAGGCUUCGGCGGCUGCUUGGGCCUGCCCCACUCGCCGCGGUCGGCGGCGCUGGCGGGGGGAGCGAGGACGAGGGGGAGGGCGCGGUUAACACGGAGCUGGCCCAGCUAACCGUAGAGCUCAUCGGGGCCGCCAACGCCGCUAUGCUAGUGCCGCACUUGAUUCACGGGCUCACGGGUGAGGAGCAGGGUGCCGGGGAUACACCAAGCGCGGAGGAGUUUAGGCCGGCGGCGGCGACGCUUGGGGCGCAAGUGGGAGGGUUGAAGGCCUACUGGCCGUGCUUGCGUGAGCUCAUGCUGUCGUGUGGAAUCAUGCGUGGGGACCUCGAAGACUUGGCAGGGUGCUUAGGAAGGUGA